This is a messenger RNA of Peronospora belbahrii, 366 nucleotides long. The record is from the annotation of a GenBank genome assembly. NCBI's taxonomy places the organism in Eukaryota, Oomycota, Peronosporomycetes, Peronosporales, Peronosporaceae.
AUGGUUCCCGUUCCACAUUACGUGAAGUCUGUUGCACUCACGAACUCAACGUCACAUUCUGUCAACGUUAUUGCCAUGUUUGGAUCAGAGGAAAUGGAGGCACAAGGAAAGAAAAAGAUACAGGAGACGUAUGAGCUACCGCCUGGGGCGAAAGCAAAGAUCAACGGGCACGAGUACGACAUGGGCGGCUGGACGGCUGUAGCUGCGCUUUCUUCAGUAGAAGUGAAACACUCAGACGAAAACGGAACGCUGAAUAAGACAUUUUACACACCUAGCGUCAAUUGUAUCGUUGACGUGCUGCAUGUAGACAUUAGUGCUGAUGAAGACACCAAGAGCUUCAAGGUUACAGCUGUGCGUGAGGGCUAA